This is a messenger RNA of Nothobranchius furzeri (turquoise killifish), 6296 nucleotides long. RefSeq names its product hepatic lectin. NCBI's taxonomy places the organism in Eukaryota, Metazoa, Chordata, Actinopteri, Cyprinodontiformes, Nothobranchiidae. The record is from RefSeq and is a predicted model, not a curated record. Gene Ontology annotation, molecular function: signaling receptor activity.
UACACUUCAUGUAGGCUAGGAACAUUUCAGCUGCCGUGGCCCGACCGCUUCUGCUCCACAUAAACUUUGUGCGUGAUCAAAUGUCUCUACAGGUGCUUUCUGAGCUGAAGAGCUAUUCUGCCUCAGACUGGAUGCGUAAUGCGUCUCCAUAUUAGAGACGGGAACAAGCGCUGUUCAGCCAAAGUUUCAUAAUUUCAUAAAAAGAAAAUUUUUCCAAGUGGCACAUCCCUCAGAGAGACCGGGUUUCCAGACCGCCUCAGUGGGAGGAAAUCAUCGCAUGCACCGUGGUUCUGCACUGCGCUGCGAACCCCUCAGAUCUUCAGCUCACUGUCCACUGUGGGCGCUCCGAGCCACGCUGAACACAGUGUCCAGUAUAGAGCUCUAAUGUUCUGAUGGGAAUCAAGUUACCUCUGCGAUGUGCUUAACGAUUAAAAUGUCAGCUCAUCCAUGCGCAUCAGUGUGCGUUGGGGUAAUUCUUUCAAAACAACCAACAUCCUUGAGUUUAUCCGUCAAUAUGUGGCAAGGUGGAGAAACGAGAGCCCGGGCGGGAUUUGAUCCCCAGACUCCCGGGUGAGAGUCAUACGCUCUAACCAGUCAGCCAAAGGGACAACCCCUUGGCCAAGUAGCCAGGGCGCAUUAUCUAUCGGGACACUGUGACAGGACACUCACACUGCCACACCUGAUUAUGAAACUUUGGCUGAAUAGCGCUUGUUCCUGUCUCCAAUGUGGCGACGCAUCCAGGAGCCUGUCUGAGGAGAAGCCCAGAAUCUGACAUCCUCCAGCUCAGGAAGCGCCUUUAUGAUUACGCACAAGCGUGACGCGUCAACCCGGUCUCACAGUAAGACCGGGUUGGACCUGUUCAGGUUUACGCAGACAAUCUUUACAUUUAGAAUUGGCAUACAGGUGUAAAAUUAAUGCAGUAAAAUAUUAAGCUUUUUAUUUAAAUAUCCAUUCAUUAUUUUACAAGCACAGAGAGCCGCAUCAGAUGGAUGGAAGAGCCGCAUGCGGCUCCAGAGCCGCCGACCCCUGUGCUAGCCUACUUUAUUGUCCCCAGCAAUUUUUAAACCCCACUCAAGUGUAUGGUUAUUGUCCCCAGCUAUUCUGAAAACAAACUGACGCCCUUGCCUACAUGAAGUGAAACUGUUUAAUUGUAACAUUAAGAUGUUACUGGACACGCUGGUCUGGUUGGUUAGACCAGUGUUUGAAGUGGAAAACACACACACACACACACACACACACACACACACACACACACACACACACACACACACACACACACACACACACACACACACACACACACACACACACACACCAAUUAAAAUAAUGCUGACAGCGUGGACUAGAAGACAGGUGAUGGUUUACGUAUUUAAAUGAUGAUCAGGCUGCUGUAAAAUGUAAUCUCCAUUCAAAUCCGGACAGAAUUAUACUCUAUUCUAUUUUCUCUGCUCUUGUCUGGGCUGAUGUAGCUGACGGUGCGGGUGGGGCGCCUAGCGGCUGCGUUGCACAUUUUACGCAUUUGGAGAGGUGGGCUGGAUGCUUUGCUUUUACUGGAAGAUGUUUUUUUUUCCAAAAAUGUCGGAGAUUUUGCCCCAUGAAUAACCGUAAAAACUACUGGUGUGCAUGUACCCUUACGAAAGAGUCCUACGUUGAGAGGUAAAUAUUAGAAGUGCAGCUAAUGCAUUCUGGUGCUGGUCCACUGAACGCACGGGUGUAGACUAAAUAUUAAUGAAAAAUGAAUGAAAAUUAAUUUGGGAGUUUUUACUUCAUAUUUUAGAAAUAAAAAUGGCGGGGGAACACAUUUAUGAUGUCUUUUUAAACGAAAUUUUCUAGCGCAACCUGUCUGCUUCUUAUUAAGGCCCGUCCAAAAUUACCGUGGCCCACCCAAAAAUGAAAACCUGGCGCCGCGCCUGUUACAAACCUCUGCAAAUUGUUGUUCUUCACUUUAUCAGACUCAGACUUUGUACAGCUAAUGUCAAGAUGUAAAAUUAUGAAUUCAGUCGAGCUCUUCCCUCCCUCCCUCUCUUGUUUCUCCUUGAAACCCGACAUCGGCUGUCAGAAGAGGGAGGUGAAGAAGGAGAUGAGGCAAACAGAGUGAGUGCGACGUAGAGAAACCAGACUGGUGUGGAGGUGAGCAAAACGGCUGGAAAAGUGUGGGAGUUGAACGAUCUCAAUAAGAAAAGUGUGGUCGUUGAAUCCCCCACAUCCCCCACGGGUGCGACGCCCAUGGAAUAAAUGCCAGUUAAAGGAUUACGUAAGUGUUGUUUAUGUGCAUGUUGUUCAGUAGCUAAUGCUAUAAUUAACAUUAUCUGUUUUUAUUUUUUGUAAGCUGCGUGAUGCGCGUUUGGGGUGCACAGGCGCUGGUUUAGCGUGAGAGAUUGGAGGUGUGGCGUGAGAGCGUCUGAAGAGGGUCAAAUGCGUGUCUCACGCUCAGUGCGUGAGAGUUGGCAGCAUUGUUAUUCUCAACUCAACUCCUAACUGCUAUAUCUCCUUGACAACUGGUCUUCACAAUAAAAGCAUGUACCUCCGUUUUCUUUGGUAGUAGAAUAUGCCCUUCUCGUGUGAGAUUAAGACAUCAACCAAACACCACAUUAGCUUCAUUUUUAAAAUUCUGGGCUUUUUUAAUGUUUCAUAUCUUACUUCCCUUUUUUCCGUGUUAUUAGUGUCAGCGAGUGUUUUGCUGAGCGCAGAACAAGAAUUUAGUUGUUUGUUUGGGCUGUGAUGAUUUAGCCCUUUUGGAAAGAUGAUCUGGUUUUCUUGCUGCUGUUGGACACCAAUUUGGUUAGAAAUGUCAAAAAAUGCGAUACAGUAUGUUUAAUUUUUUACAUGGUCAGGAGGUGUGGUGGUGCUUUGCUAAAAGGGUAAAAAUUCUCUUGAAAUACUUUAUAGUUAAAGCUGUUAUAAACCGAGGGAAAAUGGCUGCAAGUUCAGCAAACUUGAAAUCUUUCCUUCAAGAGGAAAGAACCACCAUAAAUCUGGUCAUGUGGUAAGUAGCAGCUACGUUACGGGGUAGGAGAUAAAUCUCAAAGUACAUGACAUGCGUGGUCGAAACACACAUCAUUGGUUUCAAUUUAAAUUGCAGUACAACAUAUGUGCAAUCCAGGGCGUCAGGCAAAGCGGAUUAGAAAAAUGCGUUUUUAGCCCCGUUGACUUGCAUUCAUUUUUUUCGUUCUUCUGGGGACCCAUGAGCCGACCAGAAGGGGAGGAGACUUAGGCUCCUUAACUUCCCUGAUACGCUUCUGCUGUAACCAGAAACCCGCAAUGCCAGAGGAAACGAGAUGUGGCUAAACACCAGUCAGCGUUUUCUAGAUCCAAAUGGUUUUUGUUGUUUUGGGACUCUGGUAGUUUGUCCUAAAGCUGAAGUGGUAGCAGCCGGCUGUUUCUUCCUUCUCUGGUGUUAUUGAGUGGAGAACCUCUCACACCAAUGGCGCUCUGGUGCUGAAUACGUGAGUGUGUGAUGAGUCGAGGACCAGGGAAGUGUGGCAGUUCGGUGAGACCGACAACCAGAUGGUCCAAUGGUUGGUUUUAGUCUGAAACGUGUUGUUGAUGGAGGUUUUUAGACAAAUGUGAGAGAACCACUUUAUCAACUAUUUUCGUUUCCUUUUUUAGCUCUACAGUAUAUUUAUAACUAUACAAUGUUAGAAUGUUAAGAGACAUAAAAAAAUGUUUUCCAAAUUUAGCAUUGCAGCUUUAAAAUCGGUAACAGGGCAGUUAUGUACUGGACAGAGGCUCUGCAAUCGGUUGGGUCCUGGUGGAGGUUUGUUGUUUUUAUUUAAUUUAUCUUUUAGCCUUCUAUGCCAUACCAUUCUUUAUUUAUAGAAUGCUUUAAAAUCAGUACAAGGCCAACUAAAGCGUGGUAGAACUAUAAAAUCAAAACGGUGCAAUCAAUAGAGGCAAUAAAAUGUGUAAAAACAAAUGUCACUGCUGGCUGCCUUUGGUUGUUCAAUGUGUUGGUUUAUUAACUUAUUAACUGCCGGCCGUUUCCUGAUCGGAAAAGCCUCUCGCUGCCAGCAUUUUAUGGGCGUUUUUACUGUUUUUGAAGAGUCGCAGACCAUUGUUCUCUAUGAUGAUGUCGACGCCAAAACUACCAAAACAAAGCGGAGAAGAAGCGGAUCAGGAAAAAUCUGUGUAUUUCGAGCGUUAUCCGUUUUUUUCAUAAUCCGUUGUUGAAUUGUGAUCGGCAGAAGCUUUUCUCGUUCGCGCCUCACUUUUUUUCACAGCACCGGCCCAAAACGAUCUCCUAACACAUGGAUGUUCUGCUUCCUGAUUAUGUGACGGACAUGGAUGAAGAUCGGCUUUAGAGCUGGGAUGUUUGUUCUCAUGGUGCGGGGGCUCGUUCCGACGCUUGACCAGUAAAAAAAAACUAAAGCAAAUGACAACUUUAGUCCUCAAUGGCAGCGAGCGGUUGUAUUUAAAAUGACUUGUCGUCAGUGGCAGUAAAUGAGUUAGACUAAAUGUUACGCAAAACUCACCCUUUGCAUCUUUCUGCUGCCAUGCGGGUUGCUAUUGCGUUUAGAAACAACCCAAACCCAAAAACAUUCUGUUUUUGGCAGUUUUUGGCAUCAGGAAUCAUCUGCUUCUAUGAACCAUUUCAAAAAGUCCCUUUAUUGUAGCGUCACAAUAAGAAAAAUUAGCAUGUGAGUUCCUGAAAAAGCUGUAGGAGCAAGCAACUAAAUGUUACAGGAUCCGGAUUUAUAUGUGAACACUGCCCCGCCCGUACCAGACCGAACUCACGCCAUCCAGCCCCACUAAACCCUGACCGGCUAAUGUGUAAGCGCCUAUAGACCCUUUUACUGUUUGUAAACAAUAUGACGUCAGCGAGAAUGCGCGCAGCUUGGCAACAGAGAAUGGCGUUGUCAGGCUUUAUCAAGCUACGCAGCAGGGUUAUCACCGGCAAAUCUUGAAUGUUAUAUUAUUAAACUCACUUUAACGAAUGGCAACAGACUCCCGGAUCCCUGUGGCAUUACGGAAUGGGUGGAAGAUGUAGGUGCGUGGCCAGAUAUCUAGUGGCCUGAUAUAUAUACGUUUUUAGCGGAGAGGCCCAGUAAGUACACACGUGAGAAGCUACGGGCAUACAAAUCGUUAGAUGCAUACAACUAUGUUGUCUGUGGCCACGUACAGAAAGUAAAAUAUCACCACAUAGACUCUGAGUUUUGCGUCUUGAAGGCAGAAGUCCUUCCUAGCCAAAGACAAGGACACAAGACUGCUACGUACAAGGCUUGGGUCAGAGUAAACAAACCAGAGAACUACGUCUUCACAGCCAACUGUGCCUGCAUGGCAGGCAGGAAGCUGGUUUAGAUUAAUCGUGCUGAGAUAAAGUUUGUUCUGGUGAAUCUACAGAAGAGCAACGACACUUUCAUGUUUUAAACAGGUGUGUUUUAGACUCUCCAUGAUGAGUCGCCCACAGAGCUCCACAGAAGGUGAAGCUGCUGCCUCUCAGCAUGAAAAACCAAACAGGAAGUCAAAUCUGCUUCUCUGGGCUCUGCUGGCUGCUGCUCUCAUCAUUAUCUACAGACUCGCUUUUGAUAAAAUUAGAACCAACAAAACUCUCCAAACCCUGAAGGAGGACAAUAAGGUUCUACAGGAGGACAAUAAGGUUCUAAGUGAGGACAUUGAAGCUCUGAGAAAACACAUCUCAGAUCACGUUUGUCUGAAGUCGGACAGAAACUGGGAGAAACAUGGAGACAAGUGUUAUUAUUUCAGUGACCGUUACUUAUCCUGGAAUGAGAGCAGAGGUUUCUGUGAGGAUCUGGGAGCACACCUGGUGAAGAUCGACAGCAGAGAGGAGCAGGAGUUCCUGGUGGAGAAAGUGAAAAACUUUGUGAUGGGUGAUUGGGAAGGUUUGUGGAUCGGACUGACGGACUCAGAGGUAGAAGGCAUCUGGACCUGGGUGGACGGAUCUCCACUGGACAGCAGAAUGAAGUUUUGGUUAAAAGGACAGCCCGAUAACUUUAAAGCAUCCAGUGCAUCUGGAGAGGACUGUGUGACGAUUCUGAAAGGAGGAGCUGAAGAUCUGAACACCUGGAAUGAUGACGUCUGUCGCUUUGCUCGUAAAAGUAUCUGUGAGAAACCAGCAGGAACUGGACCGAGUUCAUCUGUUUGUGGCUGAAGUUCAGUUCAGUCUCUGGAACAACCUGAGUGCAGGAUCCAGGAGGAGCAGAGAUGAUGUUUGUAGAAAGUUCAUCUCACAAACAGCUGAAGCUUCAUUUUAAAUGUGUGGAAGAGAAAAAUGUUAUAUUUUCUCACAUUUUCUUUUUUUAGCUAAAAAGCAGAAUCCAGUAAAUUACAAAAAUCUU